CAUAGUCAACUCUUCUAACCAUUAAAUCAAUUAUAUCCAUUCUUACACCCAAUUUCCCGGGCAAGAAUCUCUCUCUUUCCAUGUAUAAAAUAUAUAUACACAUACACAUAUUUGCACUAUACAUCGUCUCCAUAACUCACGAAUCUUCUCUCUUUCUCUUCUCUCAAACGAACAUCACCAUGAAUCAAGAAUACGAUAACAUAACUCCAAUACCAAAAGCUUCAUUAUUGUUAAUGGAGAAUGAUCUAUGCAAGAGAGAAUCAGAGAUCUCAAGAAGCUCAUCGGUGGGAGUUUCUUCUAGAUUGUUCUAUUACUAUCAUCAUCGUAGUCUCAAUGAAGGAGUUCCUUUUAAGUGGGAGAUGCAGCCGGGAACACCGAUCAACCCUCCGCCGGAAGAAAACGUUCGUCCGAUUACUCCUCCUCCGGCGUUUCUCAGCCUUGGUUUCCCUGAACCCUCAGUCUCAGUCGUCGGAAAUUCUAAUAAACAUUCUCUAUUUCCGGCGAAUAUUAAGCUUUGGAGAUGGAAGAAUCUUCGAAAGAGAUAUUUCUCUAGAUGGUCGAGCCAAAGCAUGCUUAAUAAAGCAUCUCUUAUAUACACAUUCGCACGUAUGAUCCAUCAGAUAAUAAUAAUGCUCGUGACGGUAAUUCAAAUUCUUGUGAUGACUUGGAGAGAUUCGAGGGGUUUAAUGACUACAGGUCGAGCUCAUCUUCUUCUUCGUCGUCUUCCUCGAAAGAUCGGAGAUUGAUAAAGGCGUCACCACGGCAAUGGUUUAGGGGUUCUCCAUCUCGGAAUUCAAGAAACAAUCUUUUCUAAAAUGAUUGUUUUGUACCAGAUUAAUAGUUAGCAACAGGAAGCAAAUCAAAAAUUAGUAUCAGAAUUUGACUAAAUCUAAAGUUAUCCGAAUAUUGGAUAAACAUUUCAUAUUCUUCUGCCUUAUUUAAUUUUUAUCUAUCAAGUUUGAAAUUAUAAAUAACAUUUUUAUUAAAUUCUACAGAAUAGUACUAUUAGGUGUAGUUUCAUGAUUGUAUUUUAUUUUGAAUGAAGAAAUGGCAAAAUUAUUUUUCAAC
This is a messenger RNA of Arabidopsis thaliana (thale cress), 1068 nucleotides long. RefSeq lists its product as uncharacterized. Bases 81 to 746 code for a protein of 221 amino acids. The record is from RefSeq and is marked reviewed. Lineage: Eukaryota; Viridiplantae; Streptophyta; Magnoliopsida; Brassicales; Brassicaceae. The transcript is spliced from 2 exons.